ACCUUCACCGCCAUCCACUACCGAGAAAUUGUAGCCACCACUACCAUCGCCAUGAUAGGUCGGUGACAUGAACACUAUCCAUCGUUACAAACACUGAAUCAUCGCGAACCCUCUUCAGAAUUGCGAAAUCCAGCGUGACCGCUUUCACAUCCUCCUGGUGUCUAGCUCCACUGAUUAUGAACUUCUGCGCCAUCCACUACCGAGAAAUUGUAGCCACCACUACCAUCGCCAUGAUAGGGUUUCUUUCGAGGUUAUCGCUAUCGCUUGCAAAAUCCUUGCCAGUGAAGCAUCUUCCAGUGCUUAUUUUGUCUUCCGGUGUUGAUUUUUAUCCAACUCUAAGGCAAGUACAUCUUCUGUUAUAUUUCCAGAACAGUGAAGUUACAUAUGAAACGAAUGUGAUGCAUGAUUGGGACCCGUCUGAUAGGUGGUUUAUGCCUGAAUAUCCUCCUCCUCCACCACCAAGUGUUGUGAAAGAUGAAGGUGGUGGUGGUAAUAAAGGAAAGAAACCACCAAUAGCAUAUAACAAGAGUCAGAAGGUACAAAGAGAGGGGUUCAGUUCAAUCAAGACGGGGUGGUGGUGGGGGUAUUGCCCUGAUUGCAAGGAGCACAGACAAGCAACAAAGAAAUUGGAUUUAUGGAGGUUGCCUGAUAUCAUAGUAUUCGAUUUGAAAAGAUUUUCAUACAACAGAUUCUUGAAGAACAAACUAGACACGUUUGUGAAUUUUCCAAUUCACAAUCUGGAUUUAAGCAAAUAUGUGAAAACUGAAGAAACGUCUGCUUCUGGUGGGUCUAAUGUUAAUUGUAUGCUAUCAACAAUCAUUAUGGGGGACUUGGUGGUGGCCAUUACUCUUCAUAUGCAAAGGUAA
This is a messenger RNA of Lactuca saligna, 866 nucleotides long. NCBI's taxonomy places the organism in Eukaryota, Viridiplantae, Streptophyta, Magnoliopsida, Asterales, Asteraceae. The record is from the annotation of a GenBank genome assembly.